AUGCAGUCUGCAGACCGCGAUCACUUUUUCGAGACAGAUGCUGUCCAAGCUCAACGUCAACGAAGGGCAGCAAAGGCUGACAACAAGAAUGGCGAACCCAUUGUUAUGAAGUCUAAAGUACUUUCUGUUGUUCCAGAUCCAGCUUCUCCUCUCACUUCUGUGUUUAUUGCUGAGUCUGCCGGUGCUGUCCGUCGGAUCAACAUUGAAACAUCAGAACCCAAGACAACAUACCGUGGGCCAAAGGCUCCUGUGACUUGUGUUGCUAUCGGAGGCAAAGACAAUCAAACAGUAUUCGCAGGGUCGUGGGACAAGGACAUCUGGUCAUGGGAUAUUGAGACUGGAAAGCCUGGCCGCAAGUUCAGCGGCCAUUCGGACUUCAUAAAGACUGUCGUUUGUGCUACCAUCUCCGGUAAACACAUUCUCAUCAGCGGAGGUGCCGACAAGAAGAUGUUUGUUUGGGAUGUCGAGUCAGGUAAACGACUGCAUACCCUGCAAGAUCCCACUACGACAAUGCUUGCCGUUCAACACAUUGCUAUCGAUCCUGUUCUUAGCGACCCGAACAAAGUUGUCUUUGCCAGUGCGAGUAGUGACCCGCACAUCAGGCGGUGGAAGAUUACCCUGGACAGCUACGAGCAGCUUCCCGAGUCAUUCUCUGACCGCCCCGAUGCUGAGCGACUCACUAUCGAGGAACACGAGACCAGCAUCUACCGGCUGUUUUACGAUCAAUCAAGCGAAGACGUGGAUCUCUGGACUGCUAGCGCCGAUGGAAGUGCAAAGUGCUUGGCGCGGUCAAGAAACUUUGUCGCUGAUGAUUCGUACGAGCAUGGAGAUUAUGUACGAGGCGUUCUUGCAACAGAGCAGUGGGUUAUCACAGCUGGACGCAAUGAGGAUGUCAAGAUUUGGGACCGCUCAUCCGGCAAGCUGUACUGCACAUUGAUUGGCCACUACGAGGAGGUAACCGACAUCGUCAUGCUGCAAGACUCUGCUGGUACUCCCCGCAAGGUAUGCAGCGUGGGCAUUGAUGGAACUAUUCGAACAUGGCCACUUGCCAAGUCUGAGCUGGACGAAGUAGUGGUCAAGAUCCAGAAGGCUGCCGAGCCCAAAGAGGAGGAAGAAGAGAAGAACGGAAACCUUUUGACGGCCGAGGAAGAGGCUGAGCUUGCAGAACUCAUGGACGAUUAG
Fusarium pseudograminearum CS3096 is the source of this 1182-nucleotide messenger RNA. RefSeq lists its product as uncharacterized. NCBI's taxonomy places the organism in Eukaryota, Fungi, Ascomycota, Sordariomycetes, Hypocreales, Nectriaceae. Bases 1 to 1182 code for a protein of 393 amino acids. The transcript has 3 exons. The record is from RefSeq and is a predicted model, not a curated record. Gene Ontology annotation, molecular function: protein binding.